This is a messenger RNA of Hydra vulgaris (swiftwater hydra), 1605 nucleotides long. RefSeq lists its product as uncharacterized. NCBI's taxonomy places the organism in Eukaryota, Metazoa, Cnidaria, Hydrozoa, Anthoathecata, Hydridae. The record is from RefSeq and is a predicted model, not a curated record.
CUAUUCGGAAUAUCAAUGUACGCUUGAAUAAAUUUCAUUGGUAAAAUUGAACGAAGAUUUAUAAAAUAAAAUAUUAUAACCAAGUUAACUAAACUACUAUAAUAAAGUUUUUUUGGCAUAACGGAAUUAAUUCUGAUGAAUAUAAGAAACUGCGUACCGUAUACAGUGUUCUUCAUUGUUAUUAUUUUUGCCGAAAUAAAAUGUUUCAGAAUCAAUCAAGACAACAACGGCAUUCAAAAAAUUAAAAAAGAACGAGAGAAAGAUGUAAAGGUGUCUUCUCGUUUAAUAGAAAAAGUCUUUGAAAAAUAUCCUUACUUUUUGAACGAUUUUCUAGACUUCAAUAUAUCUGCUGCUGAUGGAGAAACCCAUAAAGUUGGUUAUAUUAAGGAGAUGGUGUUAGAAGUUACUAGAAAUGAUGGAUACCAGGUUCUCACAACUGAAAACAUCGAAGAUUCUUUCUUAGGUCAACAUUCAAGCUUGUUUACCUGCAGUGAAGUGAGAAGAUAUAUUGGCAAUCCAAAGUACAGCGAGUACCUAGAAGGUGAUUAUGGAUCUCAAAUAAUUUUAGUUUCUGGUGACAAUGGUCAACUGAAACCCAAGUCAAUAGCAAAGAGAGACGCUGGAUGUCUAAUUGGAGAUAAAUGUGUUUAUAAUCAUCAUUGCGAAAAUAAAACGGCAGGUGUUGAAAAAGAUUUUAAACGCUGUAAAAUUUCUGAGACCAAUGAAGAUUGUUUUUCAACUGAAAUGACUGAGAUGCUAAGCGAUGAAUUGGAAUUCCUGACCGGUUAUCGUCCUCACGUUGUAAUAAACAACCUGCACCAAACAAGAGUAAACGUUAACCUUCCACCUGGAAUUGGUACAUUUGAGGUGGAUGAAGCCAGAAGAGCUUGGCACAGUUUUCACAAGCUGUUGUAUAAAGCGCAGAAAAGAUUUAAAGGUAAAAAAGGGCUUUUAAUAGACGUUCAUGCAAAUUCAAAAACUGACCACAUACCAGAAAUCGCAUUUAAUUAUGGUUUGUUUAAAGAGUCUGAAAAUACAUCUUCAUCAAUAGAUAGUUUAAUGAACCAUACAAGUCUUUCUUUUCAUGAACUGACUGAAGGUAAAAGAAGCAUGUCACAUUACAUGGACGAAAGUGGCUACAAUGUUACUGCGGUUCCGCAAUCAGCUUUAAAUGUAAGUUAUGUAGUAGAACACUACGGAUCAAAUAAAAGGUAUCCAGGACGAAAUAUUGACGCAGUACAAGUAGAUAUGCGUAUUAAUCGAAAAAAUAAAAAACUAUUAAAAACAAUGGUUGAGGAUUUAUCAUCUGCAGUUUAUAAAUUUCUUUUAGAAUACUACUAAUAAUACUUUAUGAAGCAAUUUGCAGAACUAUUGUCACCGCCUCCGUACCACUAAAACAUUGCUAAUACACUACUUUCAAAAAUUCUUUAGUUGUUUUUGACUCAUAGUAAAGUCAAAAACAACUAAAGAAUUUUAAACAAAUAAAGAACAUCCAACGGAAUGUUUUCAUUGGUUGAUGGAAAAGUAUCUCUAAACUUUUUUAAAAAAAUUUGUUUUUAUUGCAUUAAAUGUAAAACUUUUUUUUAAAAAUUUUGUUAUGAUUGA